Messenger RNA from Mesoplodon densirostris (Blainville's beaked whale), 1114 nucleotides. RefSeq names its product EP300-interacting inhibitor of differentiation 2-like. Lineage: Eukaryota; Metazoa; Chordata; Mammalia; Artiodactyla; Ziphiidae. Gene Ontology annotation, cellular component: nucleoplasm. Gene Ontology annotation, biological process: negative regulation of DNA-templated transcription. The record is from RefSeq and is a predicted model, not a curated record. Gene Ontology annotation, molecular function: transcription corepressor activity. The transcript is spliced from 2 exons. The coding region runs from base 1 to 708 and encodes 235 amino acids.
AUGCCCAAGCUGCCCGCAGGCAGCAGUGUUCCGCCGACGGGCUCGGCGAAUGGUGACCGCGACGUCCCGCAGGCGGAGGUCGGCGGCGGGAGGCGGGAGCCGGCGCCUACGGGGCCUGCGGAGCCCGGGGAAGCCCGUAUGACGGACGAGGACAGAGAAGGCCCGGUGGCUGGGCCACGCGGCGGGAGGCGGGAGCCGGCCCCAGCGCGGCCUGUGGAGGCCAGGGACCGUCCGAUGGCGGCGGCCAGGGAAGGUCCAGUGGCGGAUGCCAGGGAAGGUCCGACGGCGGCGGCCAGGGAAGCCCGGAUUGCAGAGGUUGCCCGAUUGUUGGCGGAGCCAGCAGAGGAAGAGGGUCCUGAGGGCAGACGCCGGUCCAGGCCCGGGAACAGCCCAGGCCAGGCUGCGUUGCCGAAUCUCCGCCUCCGUCACCCACUUGGCGUUUUAGGAAUUAAUUAUCAGCAGCUCCUCCGUCACUAUCUGGAACACUACCCGAUUGCUCCCGGCAGAAUUCAGGAGCUUGAAGGACGCCGCAGGAGAUUUGUGGAAGCCUGCAGAGCAAGGGAAGCAGCGUUUGAUGCCGAAUAUCAGCGGAAUCCUCAGAGGAUGGAUUUUGAUAUUUUAACAUUUAGUAUAACUCUGACUGCAUCUGAAAUUAUCAAUCCUCUGAUAGAAGAACUUGGUUGUGAUAAGUUUAUCGGUAGAGAAUAGUUUAGUGAUGAAACUACUUCAAGAACCUCUGCGUUCAGUAGUCAUACCAAUCCUGUAACUUGCUUUUAAAAAGUCAAAGUAUUUGAGAAUAAGGCAAGGCACAGUUGAAAAAGAAAAGGAAGCUUAUCAAGAAAAACCAUCAGAAAAGAAAUAGAAAAAAAUAAAAACCGUUAUGACUCCUGUAACGUCCUUUGAGUUUGUGAUUGAUCCGGAUUGUUUUCCCUGCAUUGUGGAAAUGUCUUUUAAAAUUGCUUCACUAAAGUGAAGAAUGGUUUUAUAUAAUUGAGACUUGAUGAAGAAAAACUGCCAAUAGAGCCCAUAGUGUAAGAUUGAUUUUGUGUUUUCUGAGGCAUUUCAAAUGAAAGGCAAAGUAAAUACUGUAUAUAUUACAUGAUAAAUUAUGUAU